UGAUUCAGUGUGGAACUGGAAGUGACCGUUUUGUAAACAAUACUUUCUCCACUUUCUCCGCAUUUUAGUGGCAAAUUAAAAGAUUUUCUGGAUAUCUUAAAAAAAAAAGUUUUGCGGUUAUUCAAUCGAAACUGGUGGGCAGCCACAUAACAAGUGCUGGUGAUGGAAUCAAUUUGCCGUGCCUGUCGGAAACCCCUCAAUGCCGAAUCCUUCGGACUGGCCAACAACUCCGAUCGCUUUGGCCGCCCGGUUUGGGAGAUGAUGUACGAUUGCACCCAAAUUGAGGUUACUACCGAGGACAAUUUUCCUAGCAGUUUAUGUUUGAGAUGCUUGAGGCUACUGGAAACAUCUUACGAAUUCCUUAUGAUGUGCAGGGAAUCCAUGGAAUUCUUUUUAGCCACAAUGAAGUCGGACAGUUCCAAUAUCCCUGUGGAUAUUCAAGCUGUUGCCAGCACUACGGCAGAUAAUAAGGAUCCACCUUCAAGCUCUGAGUCGGACAAGCCGACAAACACAAAUAGUCAAUAUUUUACGACGCUCAAACAUGAAAUCAAAGAGGAACCAGCCGAAGAGCAAUCGGAAUCUGAGAAUUAUAGCACAGAUGACGAUUCGUUGCUAACUCCGCUGAAAACCGAGCGAGAAGCCCCAGCCCAGAAAAAAAGUCGGAUCGAGAGAUACCAAAAAAUGAAGGAAAAACGCGCGCGUACAAGCGAGAGAUAUCAAGAAAUGAAGGAAAAAAAUCGUGCGCGGACGAGCGCUUGGCGUGCCAGUCGGACACCGGAACAAAUUAUGGCUGAACGGGAGAAAAAUAGACUUAGAACCGCACAGAGGCGUGAAGCCAAACGAAAUAGUGCCCAAGGCUUGGAACGAGAAAGGUUGGAAAAUCGAUUGAGGACGGCCAUGUGGCGAGCUAAGCGAACACCUGAAGAACUACAGGCUGAUCGAGAAAAGGAUAGAGAAAGAAGAGCCAUGAGUCGUAAAAUCUGGAAGGAAGAGAGUAGUUCGUGAUUUUCGUUAAAGAUGUCCCUUAUUUUAUUUAUCUUAAGGUUGAUACGCUCUCUUCGAGUAGCAACAGGAGCAGUGUAUCGUGAUAUCAGACUAUCAGAUUGAUAAAGACGUUCCCUAACUUGUCUGCCAAUGACAGCUUGCAGACAUCUUUCCUUGUACUCGUGUACUUUCAUCAGGGUAUGCAAUUGAACGCAUCAAGUCUGAUUUAAACGCAAAAAUGUUUUGACAAGUAUAUUCUGAUUUCAAGUUUGACAAUAAAGACGAGACCCGCGUGAAGCAGAUACCAGCAAAA
Messenger RNA from Armigeres subalbatus, 1297 nucleotides. RefSeq names its product cyclin-dependent kinase 11B-like. The record is from RefSeq and is a predicted model, not a curated record. NCBI's taxonomy places the organism in Eukaryota, Metazoa, Arthropoda, Insecta, Diptera, Culicidae. The transcript has 4 exons. Gene Ontology annotation, cellular component: nucleus. The coding region runs from base 163 to 1005 and encodes 280 amino acids. Gene Ontology annotation, molecular function: zinc ion binding.